This is a messenger RNA of Caenorhabditis elegans, 604 nucleotides long. It is a transcript of the gene F09E10.6, whose product is annotated as Activin_recp domain-containing protein. The transcript is spliced from 4 exons. The record is from RefSeq and is marked reviewed. Lineage: Eukaryota; Metazoa; Nematoda; Chromadorea; Rhabditida; Rhabditidae. Bases 61 to 423 code for a protein of 120 amino acids.
UUUGAGUGUUUUCAGAAACUUUGUUGGCUUCAGUUUUGGCAUAGAGUCCCAAGACUUCAAAUGCUCAGAGCUCUGAUUCUCACAGCUUCCUUGUUCGGAGCAAUCUACACGAUCCGAUGUUAUAGUGGAAUGCAAGGAUCAGUGAAUGGGGAUGCCAUUGGUGAAAUUGAGCUUCUGGACUGUAAUGGAACUGAGUUUUGCCUAAAACUCCCCUCGAAUGGUCACGUUGGACGGAGACACUACGAAGGAGCUCAGUACAGCUGCGAUUUUGGAGAGUGCCGGCGCGAGGGAUGCAACAAACGCGACAGCGGUGGCACCAUUUGCUGCUGCUCCACCGACGAGUGCAAUGACGGAAAUAACUUUAAAAACAAGCUUAUUCUCGUUUUUCUUACGGUUCUUUUCCUGUUUUUUGCAUUUUAUUAAAUUAUACCAUCUUUUCUAGUCCUAGAACUUUUUCCAAUUACCUCCAAAUUUUCACUUACCGGUCUUUCAUGCAAAUAUAUAUUGAACUCUGAAUUUGUAUUUAUUUAGUUUGUUGCUUUAUUUUUUUUUCAAUAACCUCAUAAGAUUAAUUUUAAAACACGUAAAAAUUGAUAAAUAUAUC